AUGGCCAAGCAAGAAGGGGACAUGUCCAUUGCGGUGGCACCAUCAAACAAUGAUAGCAUUCAAGCUGAUGAGAAUGUUCACCAGGAGGGAAACCUCGAAAAACAACCAAGCCUUUCCAGCCUUCAGCCUGGAGUCUAUAGGGCUGAUGUGCUUCGAAAGGCCUGGACUAAGCAAGGCUUGAUCAUUGUCUUUACAGGACUGUUUUUGUGCACAUUGGCUAUCAAUUUCGCCGAUUAUUCAACCCAGGUGUACGCUGCAUACACAACCAGUGACUUCAAGCAGCACUCUGCCAUGAGUGCAGCCCGGGUGGUCAUGAACAUUGCGCGUAUUUCCGCCUAUCCCGUUGUUGCAAAGUUGGGCGAUGUUUUUGGUAGAGCUGAAAUGUUCAUCUUGUCCAUUCUGAUGUCUGUUUUGGGUUAUGCCAUUUGGGCAGCCUGCACGAACAUUACGCAAUACAUAGUUGCCGGUAUCUUCGACGCUAUCGGAUCGACUGGGUUCGCCCUCACACAACAAAUCUUUGUGGCAGAUAUGACCUCGUUGGUCAAUCGCGGUAUCUGGUCAACUUUACCUGACUCUCUCACCACAAUUCCGACUCUUUAUCUUGGUACCAUCGUCGCUCAGCGCAUUCUCGAUCAUUCAACAUGGCGGUGGGGAUGGGGCAUGUGGGCGAUUAUCUUGCCCGUUGCAUCACUACCAUUGAUCGGUACCAUGCUAUUUUAUCAACGUCGGGCACCAUCUCCAGUAUCUGUGUCUGAGGCAUUGGGCUGGAAAACUAACGAUGCCUGGUGGAAGAAGGUGUACCGAUUGUUUUGGAUUGAGCUUGACUUGCCAGGCGCUGUUCUCCUUGUGGCUGGAUUGUCUCUCCUUUUGGUUCCUUUGUCCUUGACGGGCUCUAAUAACAGUGGCGCGUGGACCAACGGGUCGUUUAUCGCUAUGCUGGUCCUAGGCGUUGUUUUCAUAAUAGCGUUUUUAGGUUGGGACACGUGGUUUGCGAAGAAACCAUUUGUGCCUUAUCGUAUGGUCAAGAACCGCACAGUCGCUGCUGCAUGUCUUCUUGGGGCAUUGGAUUUCUUCCAUUAUUCAGUGUUCAGUGUCUUCUUCACAAGUUACCUUCAGGUGGCUGGUAACUUCUCGGCGGGACCUGCAACCAGAAUUGAGUACAGCCCCCCCCAUUUCUUACUGGCUACGCUUGCUGCUGUCUUUCCUUCUCAUGAGACUGACUUCGAGUUUAGUAACUCCCUCCGUGUGGCCUUUCAGGUGGCCGGCAUAUUUGCGGCUUUCUUCAUGAAGUAUACCAAGCGCUCCCAGAUUUGGGUGCUGAUCGGAGUUCCGCUCUGCGUUCUUGGAAUGGGUGUACUUCUCUAUCUAGUAGACAUGGGAGAUGGCCGCAGUGGGAAUGAAGCAUCUUUCGUGGCAGCCAAAUCAUUGAUUGGUAUUGGUCGUGGGUUCUACCAAACAGCUGCACAGGUCUCAGUUCAGGCCGUCGUCUCGCGACAGGAUGUUUCCGUUGUUACUGCAGUAUUCUUCGCAUCGAUGAGCGUGGGUGGUGCAAUUGGCACAAGCGUCGCCGGGGCAAUAUGGCGAAACACUCUCCCAAACAAGCUGCAGCAAUAUCUUCCUAGUGAGCUGAAGGGUCAAGCCAAUGCUAUCUUUGGAUCAAUUGUGGUAGCUCGAAAAUAUGCCAUGGGCACUGAAGCUCGGGAUGCCAUUAAUCGCAGCUACCGAGAGUCGCAGAGACUACUUGCGAUUGCAGGCCUCGUUUCACUUUCCUUGAUGCUAAUUGUGAUGUUGUUCCUGAAGAAUGUGAAACUGGGUGAAGAUGGAAGGACGGAAAGAGAGGCAGAAGAGAAAGAUCAAGCUCAUGAGGCUGCAAAGAAGGAAGCUGAUAACAGUCACACCUGA
Messenger RNA from Penicillium crustosum, 1902 nucleotides. RefSeq lists its product as uncharacterized. The coding region runs from base 1 to 1902 and encodes 633 amino acids. Gene Ontology annotation, biological process: siderophore transmembrane transport. Lineage: Eukaryota; Fungi; Ascomycota; Eurotiomycetes; Eurotiales; Aspergillaceae. Gene Ontology annotation, molecular function: siderophore-iron transmembrane transporter activity. The transcript is spliced from 5 exons. The record is from RefSeq and is a predicted model, not a curated record.